Messenger RNA from Ictalurus furcatus (blue catfish), 2669 nucleotides. RefSeq names its product reticulon 4 receptor-like 1b (gene rtn4rl1b). Bases 62 to 1513 code for a protein of 483 amino acids. Lineage: Eukaryota; Metazoa; Chordata; Actinopteri; Siluriformes; Ictaluridae. The record is from RefSeq and is a predicted model, not a curated record. Gene Ontology annotation, molecular function: protein binding. Gene Ontology annotation, cellular component: plasma membrane. The transcript is spliced from 3 exons.
GACCGGAACGCGAGACUAAAUGAUCCCCAGAGGGGUUUAACGCGCACAACACUUUUCCAACAUGUUUAAACGGGGCUGUGGGCUUGAGUUCCUGUUGGUGCUCUGUGGGUUGGAGCUAUCUUGGUCCUGCCCGCGCCACUGCAUCUGCUACUCGGCUCCCAGCACCGUCAGUUGCCAGGCCCACAACUUCCUGUCUGUCCCUGAAGGCAUUCCCCCCCACAGCGAGCGUAUCUUCCUCCAGAAUAACAAAAUCCACCGGUUGUUGAAAGGCCAUUUUAGUCCCACUACAGUAACACUGUGGAUCUACUCCAACAACAUCACCUAUAUUGAGCCCUCCACCUUUCAAGGGUUCACCCUGUUGGACGAGCUAGACCUUGGAGACAACCGCUACCUGCGUUCUCUAUCCCCAGAGACCUUUCAUGGGCUUAGCCGUCUUCAUGCCCUCCAUCUGUACCGCUGUGGCUUGAGUGCUCUGCCUAAUAACAUCUUCCAGGGCCUUCGUAAUCUGCAGUACUUAUAUCUCCAAGAUAACCACUUAGAGUACCUGCAGGAUGACAUCUUUGUGGACCUACACAACCUGAGCCAUUUGUUUCUUCAUGGGAACCGCCUGUGGAGCCUGCAUCAGAACACCUUCAGAGGGCUGCGUGCUCUGGACAGGCUGCUGCUGCACCACAACCAGCUGCAGUGGGUGGACCGGCUGGCUUUCCAUGACCUGAAGCGCCUCACCACACUAUAUCUGUUCAACAACUCCUUGACAGAGCUAUCUGGUGAGUGCCUGUCCAUGCUUGGUGCUUUGGAAUAUCUUCGUCUCAAUGACAACCCCUGGGAAUGUGACUGCAAGGCUUUGUCUCUGUGGGACUGGCUUAAGAGGUUCCGCGGCUCCACAUCUGCAGUGGGCUGCAUGGCCCCAGCCAGUCUGGCAGGAAAGGACCUAAAGCAGCUGAAGAAAGAAGACUUCCCCAAUUGCUCUGGAUCUGAGUCCCUGCACCAGAGCAAGACUAAGUUGUGGGUUGGAACAGACAAGGUCUCACUGAAGCAAGAGCCUCAACCUGCCCAGCCUCCACAAACACGCCCUCACCACCCCCACCUUGGUGAACAAUUCUCCUCUCUGCCUACACCUUUGCCCCAACCUCCCCCUGCAAUCAAUGGAGUACAGGCAGGAACAGGCGAUUCCCCAAAUGCAGUCACUCCUCAGAGGCCUGGUCGUUCUCGGAACUGCACACGCCAGCGGAGCAGGAGCGGCAAAGGGAAAGGCCCCAACGAGGUUCAUACUUCAAAGGAAAUGGCAGACAAGGAGUUUUCCUCAUCCGACUUCACUGGGAAAUAUGACCACACAUCCCCUGAUAGUUUGACCACACGGAGAAAGAAUAAAUGUACUCCCCGGACCACUGUGCGUCCCCCCAGUGGGGUCCAGCAGGCCACCAACAUGGGCAAUUCCCAGUGGCUCCACCUCCCUCUCUCUAGUAUUGCGGGACUUCUUGUGCUGCUAAGUGCUAGCUUCAUCAUACAGUGAACUUGAUGCUGGUGCAUUGUAGCUAAAUGAAAUCAAUGCAGUUCUCAGAUCCACUCUAGCUCCAGCCUUCCAAGGCCUCUUUACAUGAGUCUCUGUGUGUGCAAGUGCGUGUGUAUGUUUUUGGGUUGGGGCGGGGGGAUUAUUGUGUGUAUGUUUAAUAAUAUGUGUAAAAUACUGUUUAAGGAUCUUUGACAGUUAGACACUGAAAUAGACACACAUGCUUAAGCAUCAUAUGCACAUAUCUGUGAAAUACAUACAUAUGCGUGAAUAUCAGAUGCCUAAUAUGAGCAGGAGGAUGGAAGAUUGAAUUGAAAGAGAAGCAGCCUAAACAUGCUUUCACUGCCAUUGUUGCCAAAAUAUUUUGAUUUACAUCUAGAUGGGUGAUUGUACCCUAAUCACAAAUUAUAGCUAAACAGCAAGACAUGCAAUUGGAAUAUAACAUGCAACUGAAAGGCAGGGUUGCUAAAGUGAAAAUUACUGUAAUACAAAUUAAUGCCAAUUCUAAAUUGUUACAUUCUGACAUAAACUUAACACAUUUACAAUAUUUUUCAUUACCUUUAAUUUCUUAUAUAAGUAAGUUGCAAAAUAUCAUCCAAAAUAAAGUGUAUUUGUAAAUCCAGAAAAGUUUUACCUUUAGCAUGUCCUGAGUUACAUUUGUUGGCAAAACACAUAAUGUUUUUUUUUUCUUUGACAACAACUGAAUGUAAUAAUGCACAUAAUUGCCUCAUCAUUAUGAAAUAUAAUUGCUGUGUAUUCACGUAAUCCCAGACCACGGUGUGCUCAUUAUGGAAAUAAAUUAAUAAGUUGAGAAAGAUACCAUGUAUAACAACAUAGCACAACUUUGUUAUUUUUAGUGAAAUGUGUGACUUCAGCAGAUUAAUUAGGAUUAGCAGACAGAAACUGUUUACUUUCCAAUUUUAUCCUUCUUGUUAUUUUAUUGCAGUAAUGUGCUGCCAAAUAUUCCUUCCUAGAUUCACUGCCACUGAGGGGAAAAAAGGGACUCUUAAAAUGACUUACACUCAGCAUAGAGAACAUUCAGGCUAGAAUCUACUUUAACAUUUUACAGUGAAACACAAUUUGUCAGUUAAAUUGUACAACACACCCACACUGAGUAGAAAAUAUAAAAAUCCCAGAAAAGGCCACGUUGCUGCCCAAA